Meloidogyne enterolobii is the source of this 268-nucleotide messenger RNA. NCBI's taxonomy places the organism in Eukaryota, Metazoa, Nematoda, Chromadorea, Rhabditida, Meloidogynidae. The record is from the annotation of a GenBank genome assembly.
AUGACAAAAUGGAACAUUUUCCCUUUUGUGACAUUUUGUCGUUUUCUGGCUGCGUUGGUAUUUUGUCGUUUUUUGCCUGUGUUGGCGUUUUGUCGUAUUUUAGAUGAGUUGGCAUUUUGUCGUUUUUUGGCUGCGCUGGCAUUAUGUCGUAUUCUGCCUGUGUUGGCAUUUUGUCGUAUUUUCCCUGUGUUGGCGAUUUGUAUUUCCUAAACAUUGUUGUCAUAAUGAAGAAACAAAGAGACAAGAAGCUGUCUAGCCUUUGUUCUCU